AUGGAGGAGCCCCUCUGCCCAGAGAUCUCAGCUCCUCUCCACGGGCCCUCCUUUCUCCAGGCUUCUCACUUCCAGCUUGGUUUUGAUCGCAGACCUGAAGGCAGCACGGUGGUGUCCCCGUACCGCUUCGACUAUCCUCCUCGCUGGGGCACCUACCUGCGUGAGCCCAUCCUGCCUCCCGAGUGCGCAGGCGUGUUGAAUCAGGACAUGGGUGACCCCUGGGAGACCAAGUCCGAGUAUCUCGUGUCCUACCCAGCUUGGCCUCUAGCGGCAAGGCCUGCCAUCUGCCCUCCGGCCUCCUGCAUUCAAAUGCACACCGACCCCCGGCACCACGUUUUCACCUCCACGACCCAAGAGAUCUACACUUGUCCUUCCAAGGCCCUGCCCACGCAGCUCCGUCGAGUGGACAAGUGGGACGACAACAUCCCCGGGGGUGACAAAGAGAAAGUGCCACUGCCUCCCUCGCUCUACCAGCAGUCCUACCCAGCUCACAAAGGGCUCUCCUCAGCAGUCAGGGCCCCCAACCAGCACCUGGGAAGCGACUCCACCCUGAAAGGUGAUGGCGGUGUCCGCUUUGACAGCUCAUACAGAUCCCAGUACAAAGGGGAAUGGGGCCCCCCACCCAAGCGCUGCCAUGAGGGUUUGAUUUCUGUCGUGUUUGGUGACCCCCGCUGCCGUGAUGCUGUGAGUGAACAACGGCAUGCGUAUCCUGCCCACCACCCUGCUGAUCUGUGCUGCUCUGCCGCUGAGCGAGCUGCCCGGCAGCCCUUCCAGACAGAUAUCCAAGCGGGUGACGGACUCAGGCGUUUUUCCACCACCAUGCGAGAAGCGUUUCGGCAGAAGGAGGCUGGACGUCCCUCCAUUUCAUACCCCCACAGGAACAUGUCGUCCAUCCUCCGAGGGGAUGAAAGUGCCCAGAGGAACAAGGGAAACGUGACCACAAGCGCGUUCUACUACAGAGAGCCAGGCAUCAGGGACCUGAGGCCACCGCAGCCUAGCAGCCGGAAAGAGCAGGGGACCCUGCACCUAGGAGACCGGCGCCUGGGAUCCUUCAGCACCACCCAGCAGUCGGACUACCGGCAGCUCCCCAAGACCCCCACAGUGUACCCCAAAAGCAAUGACCUGAUGAAGAGCAACAUUGCCUUCAACUUCCCUGAUACCGGUACCUCCACCACCACACAAGAUAUGCUCAUCCCUCACCAGCUGCGGAAGCACCAGAUCCCAGAGGAACUCAUACAGAAGAUAAAGCAUUCCCACCUGGUCCACCCUUGGCAGGGGCAACGGUGGUUCAGCACCGAACAGCGAGAGGCCUACGUGGACAAGUACGGUGGGCCGGUCCUGCUUGCCGUGGGUGACAGCCAGUGCAGCAGUGUCCCUCUUGGGACGAUGAAGGCGUUUCGGCACCGGACAAAGUGGGCCCCUGGGAUCCAGGCACAGGAAAUCCCUGCCCAGAAGCAAUAA
Gekko japonicus is the source of this 1461-nucleotide messenger RNA. It is a transcript of the gene SAXO5, whose product is annotated as chromosome unknown open reading frame, human C19orf45. The record is from RefSeq and is a predicted model, not a curated record. The transcript is spliced from 8 exons. NCBI's taxonomy places the organism in Eukaryota, Metazoa, Chordata, Lepidosauria, Squamata, Gekkonidae. The coding region runs from base 1 to 1461 and encodes 486 amino acids.